This is a messenger RNA of Suillus plorans, 716 nucleotides long. RefSeq lists its product as uncharacterized. The transcript is spliced from 4 exons. The record is from RefSeq and is a predicted model, not a curated record. Bases 47 to 379 code for a protein of 110 amino acids. Lineage: Eukaryota; Fungi; Basidiomycota; Agaricomycetes; Boletales; Suillaceae. Gene Ontology annotation, cellular component: EMC complex; membrane; endoplasmic reticulum. Gene Ontology annotation, biological process: protein folding in endoplasmic reticulum; autophagosome assembly.
GCAUAACGCCUGGCUCGACCGACUCUCACACUUAACAUCGUCGUCGAUGGCAACAACUACAGAUAAUGCAGCCCAGCUUAUAUUUGCACCAAAUGUCCUGCACAAUCAAGCGUUAACAUCUGUCAAAUUCCUAUCCUUUUGCUUCGCCGGUGCAGUUGCAGGAAUCCUCGGACUAGAGAACUGGCUGGGAUUCGCACUCUUUAUAGCAUCCAUCGUUUCAACCUCAUUUAUCAUUUAUGCCAUAAACUGCAGAGGGAAACCCACAAAAUACCUGCCUGGCGGACUUGUGGAGCUGGUGAACCCUGGUCAAGAUAACAUCUUUACAUUUAUUCUUGUAUGGACAUUGUUUUACGGCAUUAUACAUGGUACGAAAUGCUAGAAUCCUCGGACAAGCGGAUCGGUGACCUUUAUCCACAAGUGGAGCUCGCUAGUCAUCGGUGAACCUUGACCUGUUUGCUGGGUUUCUUCUCAGGAGCACUAUUGUAGUUUGCAUACAUUUGCAGACACACGAAGGUCGUGCAUGAUUAAUAUCCACAGAUGUCCUUGGCAUAAUUUAAUGUUUCACUUGAUAACCUAGAAUAAGAGCCGUUUGCCCAUCGCACUUAAAAAGUGUGGAAGACUGGCAGAGGCCCUGAGGCCAAGGGGAUCAAUGAAAUGCCCGGUUCGGCUGCUAAAAUGAAGCAGGAGCCACGAGGAGCCACGUGGGCCUCUUUACG